UAUAUAAAUAGUAAGCAUUACUAAAGCGAAUAUUAAGGAUUAGGCAAGGAUUAGAGACAAGAGUCACUCAACAGUAGUAAUGGAUAUUGUUUUUUGAAUUUUUAAUUGUGUCGUUAUUGCAGAGGACCAUCGAUAUGAACAUUUCUCUGCGAUUAAAUUUACAGAUUCGAGACUUUACCACCUAUAAUCAUAAGAGGAUUCAUGGGAACGGCCGACGAAGCAGUCAUAUAUCUAAAUAGAAGAUUCUAUAUCAGUUUAACUGGUUAUUUAUGCAAGGACAAAUCAGAUAGUGGAGUACGCAAACUCUUAGAAAAUGGAAUUCUUCCUAUCGAUAGACUUCUCGUCGAAACGGACUCGCCGUUCAUGUACCCAAAUACAAGAGCUUCCAAGCUGCCGCAACAUGUUAAGACUGGAAUAACGGAACGUUCGCUUUUAUAUUUACAUAGGUAGAUGUACCAGACAGAUAUUUG
Molecule: messenger RNA, 470 nt
Organism: Rhagoletis zephyria (snowberry fruit fly)
Lineage: Eukaryota; Metazoa; Arthropoda; Insecta; Diptera; Tephritidae
Product: 3'-5' ssDNA/RNA exonuclease TatD-like
Molecular function (GO): hydrolase activity, acting on ester bonds
Source: RefSeq, a predicted model, not a curated record